Messenger RNA from Gaeumannomyces tritici R3-111a-1, 3722 nucleotides. RefSeq lists its product as hypothetical. Lineage: Eukaryota; Fungi; Ascomycota; Sordariomycetes; Magnaporthales; Magnaporthaceae. The transcript has 4 exons. Gene Ontology annotation, biological process: TOR signaling; regulation of actin cytoskeleton organization. Gene Ontology annotation, cellular component: TORC2 complex; TORC1 complex. Bases 126 to 3410 code for a protein of 1094 amino acids. Gene Ontology annotation, molecular function: protein binding. The record is from RefSeq and is a predicted model, not a curated record.
GAAGAAUUGAAUUAAAUUACCAAAAUCACAAUCCACUACGGUUAACCCGCCACCGAGCUUACUCGACGUAAAGGGCGAGAAAUAACCACGACGCGUCGCGUAGGAUAGAGGAGUAGUGAUACUCAAUGCCGGUGGAACCCAUCACAAUCAUCAGCAGCGAUGACGAAGCUCCGGCACCGAUCAUGGCCCCGGCCCCGAGACCGGAGCGGAGGCGUCUCCCCAAUGGGCCCGGCCUGAAGGGACCCAGCCACCGCUUCUCCAACACAAACGGGGACGUAGCCGGCGCUCCGCCUGCCAAGCGGGCAAAAAUCGGAGCGAAUGGCUACUCGUUCGCGACAGCGACAACGACAGUCACGACGGCAACGACAGCCACGACAGCGACAGCCGCGACACCAACAAAAGCCACGACAGCGACAGUCGCGCCAGCCUCGACCUCUAGUGCCCUUUUAAACAACCAACCAAACACGCCGGCUCCCAGUUCGCUCAUCAUCAUCUCGAGCGACGAGGACGACGGCAAGAGCGACGACGAUGCUCAAAUAGCCCCGACGUUGGCCGCCCCGGGCGCCGGGCCGACACCACAAGAUGCUCGGCUCCCGAUCUCCUCUUGGCCUCGGCCCCGGCCCCAGCGAGGCCCGUAUAGGAUGCGGGAAGCUGAUCUUGCUGCUCCCUCUCUGCAGCCGCCAACCGCCACCUACGUCCCCCCGCCUCCCGCCACUACUCCUACCCGGCCCGCUGUCCAUCGCAAACCUCAAGUAACCAAGUCACACAAGAGUCGGAUUCAGCCAACUUCCCCGGCCAAUUUCCGAGCCCGAGGUCGCGCUCUGCAGCUUCAAGCUGCCACCGAUCCUGCGCUGCAUACGUCAGUGUUCGAAGGAGGUAGACGCCCCUACCUCAGGCGCGCUUCCAGGGCCCUUCUUUUUAAGAAGAAGAACCGCUUCGAGAACAUCCCCAACGGCGCCAUAAUCCACGCAGACCUUACUGUCGACGAGGUCGACACUGUGGCUCAGUCUCUUGCCCGAGGCAAAGGCUACCAGGACAUAGUCGCGAUUGCAAAGGGUUACGGGAAGGCCCUCAAGGAACAAAAGUCCGAGGAUAAAAAAGAGUUCAUUGACGAAACGCUGAAGGAGAUCAAGCUUCCAGGCCGGGAACCUGGAGAUAUUGCCAAUUUUUUGGCCGACGUGGCCAAAUAUCGACGAUGGAACAGGUGUCCGAUGGCAAUAGCCCCCGACCAGGACAUGCUGGACCAGGGAAACCGCUGCGCGCGCAACGCAAAGCUGUUUUCCUUUUUAGCAUCGCGAGAAGCGCUCCCACUGGGCUCCAGCACGCUGGUAGGCGCUGACGCGGUUUACAGGGAUGUGCGGAACGGCAUCCGGAGCCUGAUCGAGGAUGAGCUCGAACUGCGGCUCCAAUGGACCAACGCGGCUGGUGACAUCAUCACCACAUCGUGGGUUUCCAACGACGCUUUUAUCUGCGGUGCUACGAGCCAUAGUGACGCACACAACCAGCAGUAUAACAAGUCGGGAAACCUGCUUUUGGGAUCUGCCUCCCAGGGGACCGUCCACGCGUACCCUGACCAUAGGAUCCCGAGGCCUAUAGUGCAGGGAGGGUCGAACGCCUCGGCGGAGAUGGUCGAGAGCCAGGACCCUUGGCUGUAUUCGUCUGUCGUUUUUUCCGACUACGACAGCCGAUACAAUCGAGCAUAUACUGCAAGCUUCGACCACACAGUCAAGGUCUGGAACCUGACGGAUCGGGCCAUGAGGCUUCUCGGCACAUGGGAGCACACGGGCAAUGUAAACUACGUGCUCGCUUCUAAGCAUCCGAGCGGCAUGGUAGCGACAGCAGCCAACGCGGCGUCGGACGCCGUCAGGAUUUACUCCAUCACCGACAACAACGUUUCGGCGAGUAACUAUAGGCCGUUCUCGGCGCCCCUGGCAGAAGGCGCGGCCACCGAAAAAUGGGCUUACUUUCCAUCAACGAUGCGCUGGGGCCUGUCGGCUGGAUCGCUUCACCUUCUUCUCGUGGGAUAUUCGCCUCGCAGCCUUACUGGGGACGACAACGAUAUCCCGGAAGAUAAAAGGCAGUCGGGCGAGCUUAAUCUCUGGGAUGGGCUGAAUGGCGAGAACUGGUCAGUCUCGUCGGCCUCCAAGUGCAACAUUUUUGACGUGGCUUGGCACCCGUCGCAGGAGUGCUUUAUUGCCGCUACCUCGCCAACGGGCACCAAGGAGAAUAGCACUCGCACGCAAAUUCGUGUCUACAGCUUGGCCAAGGAUCACCGACGCACGUACUCGGAAACUAAAACGCUCGACUGCACUGCCGUCGAUGUCAAUAGCUUGACCAUCAUGCCGUACUGUCCUAAGGCGUCGUACGUGACUGCAGGCUGCACAGACGGGAAGACAUAUGUUUGGGACACUGGAUCCCAGGAGGCCCUCCCCUUCCAAAUCCUGGCCCACGGACCCCCUAUCGAGGAACCCGAAUUUGGCAACGUCGAAAUCGGGGAUGUUGGUGUACUAUUCCAAGCAUGGGGCUCAUCACCCGACCGCUUUUAUACAGGCUCGUCGGACGGCACGGUCAGGGUCUGGAAUGUGCGGACUGAGGGCAAGCCGCUGGUCCGGGUGCUUCUGGAAUGCCCUGGCGCCGUCACAUCCGGGGCCUUUUCGCCGGACAAGACGAAACUGGUCAUUGGCGACGGUACGGGCCGCGUAUUUUUGCUGACAACGCAUGACUCCGAGGAGGACGAGUGGGGUGGCGCCAGCGAUGGCACAGCCAAACCAACCAAAAACCUCGGGCAGCCGCUCUCAUCCUCAGCUCUCCCGGGACAGCCGAUGAGAAUCCGGACCGAGGAUGGUGGCAUGCUGACCAGACGGCGGCCAACCCCAAUCAUCCUGCACCCGGAGCCGCCCAGGCCAACGCACGAUGCUGCGGGCAACCCCAUCGCGUACGAAACGGGCGUAACGCUCUCUCGGGCCUUCAUCAACGCCGGCCAGCUUGAGGUGCGCCGGAGCCGCGUCAUCGGCGCGGUGCAGGGGCCCAACUACGACUCGACCGGGCUCUACUGCCGCGACUCGCGGAUGGACCCAAAUGAUCGAAAUUCGCCGCUGCGCUUCGCGGACGCGAAGCAGCAGCAGUCUGCGCUCCGGAAAUACUCCGACGUUAGGGGCGGCAACGGCGGCGGCGCCGAUGUUGCUGGUAGCGAUGCCGCCGCCCGCCCGCGCGGCGAGAAGGCGCGGGCGCUGGCGACGCAGCGCCACGAGCGGAACAGGGCGCUCGACCUGGACGUGGACGCGCUGGACGAGCAGACCAGGGCGCAGCUGGGCGCGGACGUGGUGGCGCUGGCUCGGGACACAGAUUUCGAUCUUGUCGAAGUCGAGCUGCCAGACGAGGUGCUGAGGGACAUGGCUGUGUGGGCAUAAUAUCUAUUACUUUCUUUGUUUUCUUUCCCUCGAGAGGUACCCUCUGUGUCCAUGUUGGGAUAGAUAGUCUCGACUUUAGAGCACAUAUGCGUCGGAUCUUCUUUGCGUCUCCGAUAGGGAGACAGCGCCGGGACUAUCUAGUGGAUAGGGCGUGCUGCUCCUAUCGGGACUCGGAUUUCUUUUCUUUUUUCUUUCUGCUCCUUUGGAACGAAAUAGUGUAGAGUAAGGGAUGCUGCACACACAUAGCAAACGCCAUACAUGACAAAUAAGAUUAGGGAUUCUCACAGACGUGGUAUCCCGAGACAUUCCCCG